Ilex paraguariensis (yerba mate) is the source of this 1795-nucleotide messenger RNA. Lineage: Eukaryota; Viridiplantae; Streptophyta; Magnoliopsida; Aquifoliales; Aquifoliaceae. The record is from the annotation of a GenBank genome assembly.
AUGGAUAGGAUCGUUGGAGGUAAAUACUUGCUCGGUCGUAAAAUCGGAAGCGGAUCAUUUGGUGAAAUCCAUCUCGCUUCGCAUAUUGAUACCGUCGAGAUCGUGGCUGUGAAGAUCGAGAACAAUAAGACAAAACAUCCACAGCUACUGUAUGAGGCCAAGCUAUACAAUAUUCUCCAGGGAGGAAGUGGUAUACCUGGUAUAAAGUGGUCUGGGGUAGAUGGGGAAGACAAUAUCCUGGUCCUCGAUUUGCUAGGACCAAGUCUUGAAGAUCUAUUUGUGUAUUGUGGCAGGAAGUUUUCAUUGAAGACGGUCUUAAUGCUGGCUGAUCAAAUGUUAACAAGGAUAGAAUAUGUGCAUUCUAAAGGGUUCUUGCAUAGGGAUAUUAAGCCUGAUAACUUUCUUAUGGGUCUUGGUCGGAAAGCAAAUCAGGUUUAUAUUAUUGAUUUUGGGCUUGCAAAAAGAUAUCGGGAUGCAACAACCAAGCAGCAUAUUCCUUACAGGGAGAACAAAAGUUUAACAGGGACGGCACGCUAUGCUAGUUGUAACACUCAUCUUGGAAUUGAGCAAAGCCGGCGGGAUGAUUUAGAAUCUAUUGGUUAUGUACUUCUAUAUUUCUUGAGAGGAAGCCUUCCAUGGCAGGGUUUAAAAGCUGCCACAAAGAAGCAAAAGUAUGAUAAAAUAUGUGAGAAGAAGGUAUCAACUCCCAUUGAGGUUUUAUGCAAGUCUCAUCCAGUGGAAUUCGCAUCAUACUUCCAUUAUUGUCAUUCACUGACCUUUGAUCAACGGCCUGAUUAUGGGUUCUUGAAACGUCUGUUCCGAGAAUUGUUUACUCGUGAAGGAUAUGAAUUUGAUUACAUAUUUGAUUGGACCAUCCUAAAGUACCAACAGGCACAGAAGAGUAAACCUCGGCCACAUGUAUCACCAGCUCCUGGAGAGAGCAGCAGUCGAACAGUUCAAAAGCAUGUGGACAAGCACCAAGGCAAUAAUGCUUCAUAUCCGACCGAGUUGACAGAGCGCACGAGAUCAAGCAAUCCUGUUAGUCCUCGCUUUCGCAUGCAAUUUAAAUCGCCACCAGAAAGGAAUUUGAGCUCUGACAAGCCCCUUGAGAGAAAUAUGGAUAACAAUGCAUGCGUGCCAUCUACUUCCUUUUCUCUUGCUGCAAUCUCAAAAAGAAAGGCCAUAAAACCAGCGUUGCCUGCUGAAUCCACAAACCCUGAUCAUGGGCAUGCUGAUAACAUUGGUCCUUCAAGCAGCUGGAUAUCUUCCUUGCGCCGCAUUUCUUCCGCCAAGUGAUUUACAUGGUUCCGAGGUUAUUUUAUGGUUACCAGCUUGCGUUACAUGGCUUCAAGGUUAUUGCAAACUCAAUAUUUGACCCUUCGAUUCAGACCAUCAGGUGUUGGCUGACCGGAUUUGACGCAUCAAUGCAUAAUCUAUGGCCGAGCAAGCAUACUAUGAAUGUAAAUUGCUAAAUUGCUAUAAGGUUGGAAGCUCGGGUUAGAUAUUUUCCCUCUAUGAUAGUGUCUUUGAUCAUUCAAUACAGAUCAGAGCUUGUCUUAAUGUACCCAAAAAGACCCCCUUUAUCCCUUAAUGACAUUAUUAGAGAGGACAUGCACUCACAGCAAAUUUGGUUUUGUGGUCCCUUGUAACAUGAAUGAUGAGUGAAGUGUUUUCCCCUAAUUCCUCUGUGAACAGAUCAUACAGUUUCUUUGUGCAUAUGGUGGUUGUCAGCAUUGUUGCUAUCAAAUAAUUCAUGCUUCUUGUAAUGUUACUGUGUUAUAUUUUUGGGUGAGGG